This is a messenger RNA of Cariama cristata (Red-legged seriema), 365 nucleotides long. RefSeq names its product transmembrane protein 115 (gene TMEM115). The annotation marks the transcript as partial. NCBI's taxonomy places the organism in Eukaryota, Metazoa, Chordata, Aves, Cariamiformes, Cariamidae. Gene Ontology annotation, cellular component: Golgi apparatus; membrane. The transcript has 2 exons. Gene Ontology annotation, biological process: retrograde vesicle-mediated transport, Golgi to endoplasmic reticulum. The record is from RefSeq and is a predicted model, not a curated record.
AACGUCUCGGUGGGGCUCCUGGGGGCCCUCGCCUACUUCCUCACCUACGUGGCCUCCUUCCACCUCGCCUACCUGUUCACCGUCCGCAUCCACGGUGGGCUGGGCUUCCUCGGAGGAGUUUUGGUGGCCCUCAAGCAGACAAUGGGGGACAGCACUGUCCUGAAGGUGCCCCAAAUCAGAAUGAAGGCUGUUCCCAUGCUUCUGCUCCUUUUCCUGGCUCUGCUGCGGGUGGCCAACCUGGUGCAUGGCAUCCUGGUGAAGGUGAAGGUCUGCCGCAAGACCGUCAAACGCUACGACGUGGGUGCCCCAUCAUCCAUCACCAUCAGCCUGCCAGGGACAGACCCCCAGGAUGCUGAGAGGAGAAG